AUGCCUCUUUGUGGUGGAGGUCCCAAGACUAUACAACGUAAGAUCGUUAUUCUAGGCGAUGGUGCGUGUGGUAAGACGUCACUUUUGAAUGUUUUCACAAGGGGUUACUUCCCCCAGGUUUAUGAACCAACUGUCUUCGAGAAUUAUGUUCACGAUAUCUUUAUUGAUGGCCAAUCUGUUCAGUUAUCCCUUUGGGAUACUGCAGGGCAAGAAGAAUUCGACAGAUUGAGAUCAUUGUCGUACUCAGAUACACACUGUAUUAUGUUAUGUUUCUCUAUAGACUCACCCGAUUCCUUGGAAAAUGUGCAAACAAGGUGGGCUGGAGAAAUUGCAGACCACUGUGAUGGUGUCAAGUUGGUGCUAGUCGCCCUUAAAUGUGAUUUGCGUAGUAACGAAGAUGCUGAAGACAACACCACUACCCCAGGCCACGACGAAGAGUCCUACAACCCAUACGGAGGUGGUGGACAAAACCCAUACAACAACUCAUCAUCAAAAAGAUUGAUUAGCUACGAUGAAGGCUUAGCAGUUGCCAAAAAGGUUGGUGCCUUAAGAUACUUGGAAUGUUCGGCAAAGAAGAAUAGAGGUGUCAACGAAGCUUUCUCUGAAGCAGCAAGAUGUGCACUUAACGCAAAGCCAAUGGGUGCAAAUGAUAACGAACCAGAAAAGAAGGGAUGUGUAAUUAUGUAA
This is a messenger RNA of Dujonia railenensis, 687 nucleotides long. The record is from the annotation of a GenBank genome assembly. Lineage: Eukaryota; Fungi; Ascomycota; Pichiomycetes; Serinales; Debaryomycetaceae.